Molecule: messenger RNA, 3808 nt
Organism: Photinus pyralis (common eastern firefly)
Lineage: Eukaryota; Metazoa; Arthropoda; Insecta; Coleoptera; Lampyridae
Exons: 2
Coding region: 159-3719 (1186 amino acids)
Source: RefSeq, a predicted model, not a curated record
GAGUCAAUAUGCAACACAUCUGCAAGUCUUUGUGGGAGGAGUUUUUGUGAUUGCACAAUUUGUUGUAAACAAAACAGUGAAAAAAGUUGUUUGUGCCUUUACAACGUGCCUACAAUUUUGAAACUAAACUAUCGAACUAAGAAGACUUGUUAAUUAAAAUGGUGCUCUCAUCCGAAGAAUUCCGAGUCGCUUUCCAUUCCCUACAAGGAAUAACAAUCGGAGAACGACGAAAGAAUUUGUUCCUCCUCCUACCCCAUCUCGGUACAGCUUUCGACUUUAAUACAAUUCAACCGAAAACGCCUCUCGAGGAAAGUUUCAAAGUGCAGCUACUGUUACACUUCAAGCGAGUGCCUCUGUUAAUCGAGGUACUCAAAAGUGAAAACCCGAUACUUAUUCAUCGAAUUUUGAGGGAACCGUGGUUUGCCGCGGUGAUUCUCGAUUAUGUCGGCGAGGAGGAGUUGGUGUGCAAGAUCUUUCCGCGCAUCUCCUUUAAUGCAAAGGUUAAGUUGAUCAACAAGAUCGCGUUUCGUGUGGAAAACUGCGAGAAGGGCGAUCGAUUGUUUUACGCCGUUCAAAGGCGUUAUGGCAAUUACAUGGCGGGCAAGUUGCUACCAUGUUGUAGCGCGGACUUAAUUAUGCGCUGCCUUAAAACGUGGAAGGUGGAGUUGGGCUCGAGACAGUUUAUACUCAUUGUUAAAAGACAUCCGGAGCUCUUAGAGCAAAUGUUAGAGGCUGCUGGAUAUUUUUCGACUAAUCCCUGCGAGUAUCGUCGAAGAGAACUAACUUACGCACUACGCACAGAUUUAGCUGGAUUUCUCAGGCUGCUUGCGAAGUACCAGUUUAUUGUUCGAGUGGGUUGGAGAUCUACGAAUCGACUCAUCCUGGCGAAUAAAGCACGAGUCAUUAACCACGCGAGCGUAUUGUACUCUUACUUGCAUCGCAAGCAAAUGGUGAAGAGUUUAGGGGGAGACUUCAAUGAAUUCUACCUGAAGUUACUUCCCACAUCCAUCGACAAAAUGAAGUGUAAGCUAAACGACUACAUCGACAUAGUGAGUCGUGUACCGGCUGGGAAGUUAAGUUUGCUGCUGACUUCGUUUCGAAAGGCCUACGGAAGCGAACUGUGGCAGCAUUCCGAGUGUAUCAAUUUGAAACUGUUGGAGAUGAUGACGUCGGAUGAAAGGGAACUUUGGAUGAAUUCCAAACCAAGACCGGGGCAUAUAUCCGAAGACGCUUGGAAUUGUCUGUUCAAAACUGAGAAGUCGCUUCCUUUAAUCAAGAAUAAAAUCUCCCAAGCUAACGACGUUAAGGAAAUGGGGGAACUUGUGGGCUGUCUCGUGGAAACUUGUCGGAUUAAUAAGGACGACCGUGCUCUGUUAGAUGUUUGCAAGUAUAUGGUGGCCCAACAUCGAAGUGCCAGCCCUAGUGUGUUGUACUCGUUUUUGUGCACGCUGAAACGGUGUUACAAACCUGUUGAUUUUAACGUAAACGUUUGGAAGGCUGUGAAUGAGCUGGUGCGUGUGUUUAUGAAGAAAAAGUCGAUGCCUUAUUAUUAUCAAGACUGGGUUUAUGCGUAUUUGGAGUAUCUUAUUGUUAAUGAUUUAGAUGCCAAGGCUUACAUCGUGGAAAUGUCGGAGAAAAUUCAUUUGUCCACCACAUUGUACACGUGCAUGGAGAAGGAAGAGACGAAGAAGAUUUGCCUGGAGAAAUAUGGCCAAUUAAUUACAGACCUGUACGAUGCCGGGGAUGUCAAUGCAAAACUCGGGAAAGAGAUUCAGUAUUUUGAAACGCUUCUUGAUUGGAAUAGGCAACAUCCUCGUAGUCAAAUACCGGUGCCUUACAAGACUUUGAUUAAAAUGUUGGGGGAUUUAGAUGAAAGUCAGAGGUAUUGGGGUAAUCUAACUUUAGGGAAACUGUUACGUUUAAACCUCGAAGACGCUGAGCUGGAAUCGUGCAUGAAUGUUUUGCAAAUGUACAAUGGUUACAUAGAUCUAGAUGUUUUCGUGCACCUAGCAAAGCGGAAGCCUUUGACUGUAUUUAAUAGUCUCGAUUCUAUUACAAAGUGUAUAGUAACGAUGUGGUACACUUGCGUUAAACCAUUCUUCUGGAUGUACUUGAGGAACUAUACACAUUUAGAAAUUCCACAGAAAAUCAUCGCCAUAUGUGUAGCGGGUCUAGCGACUGAAAAUGACGGCAUUUCCUAUAAAAGAAACUGCGCAACCGCGCUGGCGUGCCUGAUGUCUCCGCCCACCUUUUUGAAUUUUAUCAAACCGCACUACCCCCUAGACUCGAGGAUGGAGGUAGACGAUGAAAAUCAAGAAACGUACCUACUGCAGCAAGCAAUAACCGCCAGCCUCAAGCACGUUAUUCCCCCAUCUUCGAUGCUCGACAGCGUCUACAACUUCAGCAAAGGCGACUAUCUCAAGUUCAUUCAAAGAGCCUUACACUCAGUCUCGCACGGCGCAAACGAGGACAGCCUCCCGCGUCUGUACGACGCGCUCGUCGACCGCCCCGUUUCCGUACGUAAAAACGUCAUCUACCUCACCUACAAAGUUCUGGACCGCGACACAAUCUCCGCCAUGCUCGAGCAAUUCAAGACCACCGAAACGAACUCGUCAAUAAACAAAUUCAUAGUGAAAGCCUCCUUUCGUUACUUCUUAAAAAAUCCCUCGGACUCCUCGUGGGACUUGGUCCAAUCGAAUCUAAAACGCGUCGACGCGAACGACGAAGAGGUCGUUGACAUUUUAGUACAGACGUCGAAGGUUCCCCCUUCGUUUUUGGUAACGUACCUCACUUCUGCGAUCGACUAUUUAGAGAACGUCGCUAUCAAAUCGAAAAAGACAGAUCUGGGUAAAAUCAACUUGCUCACCUCCAUCAAACCGUCGAGCAUGACAGUGCUACCCGAUGAGCUCUUCUGGCCGAUUAUCCAAAAAUAUUUGUUCCAAAACAAGGAGCUAUCCGUGGCAGUUCAGAAGUUCGCUUCGCGAUUCGUCGCCUACACCGAGGAGGGGGCGACUCGAGUUGAUCAGUUGUUUAGUUUGAUCAAGGAGUACAUUGCAAGUACAUGGGAGAGUAAGGGACGUAAGUGCGUCAACGAUUUUGUCACGCAGUUCUCUCAGUUAUUUAUCGACGAGAAAAUGGUACCGAGGCAUGCUCUGAGAAAAUUCGCCGAUCUUUGGGGUGGACUACUGAAGCCCUACCAGGCUUUCGCUGAGUGGCUGCAAUUACAAUUCACAAUAAUUUACGUCGAUUAUGUCGACUUGGAUUGGACCUGCGAGCAGAUAGCGGCGGCCAUUUGUAAACUAUGCAAAGGCUUGGAGUACGAUUCGGCACUUAUUACAAAGUUUGGAAUUGCAUUAGAUUUAUUUCUACCUCACUUCUCGACAGCUGACCGGUCUAUGUCCGAGCUAAACCGUUUGAAGACAAUUACAGGUGUUAUCGAAAAUGAGACGGUACCCUGUCUGCUGGUGGGCAUUUCCUUGUUACCGUUUGAACUGCACAAACCCCAUUUGACCAAAUUGCUGUAUGAGCAAAUUAUUAGACGGCUUCAAUACGUCGACAACCAAACUGUACAGUUCGCACUCUCGCUGUACUUUCACAAACUGGCCACUACACAUCAGUUCGCAAGACGCAAGAAAGAUGGCGACACUGAUUAUUAUAAUAAUCGCUUUGGUUACAUUGCCGAUUUGUCUAAUAAGUACAGGCAAGCAGUGGAUUACUAAGGUACUUUACACUGAGCACGUGAGUUCUAUUUUUUAAUAAUUCUAAUUUUAAGUUAAGGAGUGUUGAAUAAAAAUUCUUGCUACAUUUU